UAGAGUGUAAAUAUUUUACAGAAGUUGUAAAAAUUACGAUGUCAAGGCACUAUUGAUCUGUGAGAGUUCGCAGACGAGAUUUGAAAUUCAAUACCUAUGAAGCGUAAAUUAUGCGUGAAGCCUUAUAGCUGUGACGAUAUGGAGGAGCUGAAUGUGACAGCUCUAUCUCAAAGAAAGGAGUCGGUUGCGCCGCUCACCGGAGAAAGAAAUGGAAGCGUCUUUCGCCGAGGAUUUUCAUAUCCACUAGCAAUCAUUCUAAGGCUUCGGGUACUACAGAUAGUAUGCGGCAUAUCAGCUAUGGUGAUGGGCAGCGUGGCCUUCAUAGAGGAACGACAGAAGUUCAACAUGGGUCUCGGUAUACCAGCCGGCUGCGUUAGCGUGGUCGCCGCGGCGGUAUCAAUCCACACCUCUCGUGGCUGGAGCGCAGUAUCGGGGAGUGCGGCGGGCGCGGCGCUGGGCGCGGGUGCAGCUGCAGUGCUAUGGGCGGCAGCGGGCUGCCUACUGCUCGCUCUAAUCGUGCAGUGCUGCAGGACUAUCAUUGAUCCCACCGGCACUGAUUACAAUGACAUAUCAGCAGAUGACGAAGCAAGACCUCCUUCACGAGACCUGGUAGUGAUCGCAUCAGUGCAAAUCGCUUUAGCGCUAGUCACCCUCGUCAGCGCGGCUGUGUGUGCGCGUAUCGACAUAGGCGCAUGACGCGAGCCCCCGCUCACUCGGCGUCGUGUGAGCGAAGCCCCAACCGGUACAGCGUCCGCUCCGCUCGUCAGUGCAUCUCCGCCUAAUGAAGAAAGGGAGAGAAGUGGUCGCGUAGCGUGGCUCAUAUAGACUGUACGUGUUGGGCUAAUAAUGCUAUUGUAAGUCUUUCAGACUCAC
Molecule: messenger RNA, 873 nt
Organism: Papilio polytes (common Mormon)
Lineage: Eukaryota; Metazoa; Arthropoda; Insecta; Lepidoptera; Papilionidae
Exons: 6
Coding region: 97-696 (199 amino acids)
Source: RefSeq, a predicted model, not a curated record